AUGGCAGCCGUUUACUUUGUAACAGGUUUACUCCUUUUGCUGCUAGGAAUUGGUAACGCUGUUAUGGCUCUAUCAGCAACUAUUGAUAUAGCCUUCAUCGUAAAAAGCCUUAAUCCUACAGAUUUAUUUUCUACUCCAUCCGUUCUUGGCAAUUCGAUGAUUAUUACUGGGAUUCUUUCUAUCAUUCAAUAUUUUACUCCCACUAAUGCAAUGUUGGUUGCUAUUUAUAUCUUCAACAUUCAUACCUUAACAUUACUACCGAUAUCCAUCUUUACUUCCAUCUACUACUAUGCUACUAUUCCACGAUUGAAUUUAGCAACUCGUCAAUCUAUCGCCAUUUUUGCAGUUAUUGUCCUUUUCUAUCUAUCUACAAUCAUCAUUUCCGUUUACAUUGCCAUGCAAUAUUUCACCGAUUUUAUAACCAGUCGUCAUUAUCAUAAGCUAUCUGAUUUAAAAGAGGAACAAAAUAGUGACAGAUCCAUUAAUGAGGGUGAAAUAGCCUUUCGUCUUUCAUCGACCAAAAAGAUUAGAAAUGUAGCCAUAUUUCAGUUAAUAUGUAGCGGUGUUCUUAUCGCAUCUGGACUGGCAGAUCUUUUCUUGUUUCAAGGUUUAUACAGUAAUCAGACAUUUUAUGCUGGCAGCUUAUUAUGUGUGACCAGCAUUUGUGGAAUUCUUUCGGAGCAUAAAAACAUUGACGAAGGGAUGAUUUGGUUUGGCAUAUUAUCGCGCGUAAGCCGCUUAAUAUGUAUUUCAACAAUCGGAAUCAAUGUUCUUGCCUAUCUUAAUACUUCAGCAGCAGCUCUAUAUGAAGAUCCGGACAAUAUUCGUUCCUUAUUCAUAUGCGUGUCUGUUAUGUUGGUACUGGGAUUUUUAACUUCGUUUUAUAUUACGUUAAAGCUGACGUCGAAUAUUGGCUUCUUUAAUGUCAUCUCUGUAUGGAAAAAGCGACGUGCGGAACAAAGUUAUAAACCAGAGCUAUGCUCACUCACUACUGUCUUGAGCACUAUCCAAUUUUUGGCUGCCUUAUUUUUAUGGGCUAGUGGAGUCGCUGCUAUGCUUUAUGGUAAAGCUCAACACCUCUCUUUCAGUACUUUCUCUACCGCUAGUUGGGUCAUUGUAGCAGCUAAAGUUGGCGUAAGCCUUAACCGGAUGAAAUCUGUUCAAAUUGCUACUAAUACACGAAAACUAACGAAAGACAUGGGAUCAAGGAACAUGCUAACUGCUAAUGAAGAUAAUAAUGAACAGGAGGACUCAAGAGAGUCUGCAAACUGA
This is a messenger RNA of Trichoplax adhaerens, 1272 nucleotides long. RefSeq lists its product as uncharacterized. Lineage: Eukaryota; Metazoa; Placozoa; Uniplacotomia; Trichoplacea; Trichoplacidae. The coding region runs from base 1 to 1272 and encodes 423 amino acids. The transcript has 7 exons. The record is from RefSeq and is a predicted model, not a curated record.